Clunio marinus is the source of this 585-nucleotide messenger RNA. The record is from the annotation of a GenBank genome assembly. NCBI's taxonomy places the organism in Eukaryota, Metazoa, Arthropoda, Insecta, Diptera, Chironomidae.
AUGGAUGUCGCAACAAAAAAACAAAAACAUGCUGAAUGUCUAAAAGCUUAUCGUCAAAGAGACUAUGAAGCUAAAAAGGGGGCGGGUACAUUGCGGCAGAAGGAGAAAAGAGAAUUCAUAAAGGCUAACAAUCCCGAGAAAUAUGCUGAAGCAAAGAAGGCCGACAAGGAAAGAAAAAAAAACAACGCAGCUUCGAGUCAGUCAUCCUUUCCAAAUGGACAAGCAAGAGCAUGUCGUAUCAAUUAUCAAUUGAAUUUACUCCCUAAAGAUGAAGCUAUGAGAAAGGAAAUAGUUCUCGGAAUGGCUAAAAAACUUGGUCUCAAUGUUGGACCUUUACCUCAAGCGCUUUCAAGUAACGCUUUGGAUCCAACUGUAGUAAAAUCGGCAACUGAUUUCUACAGUAACGAUAAGAUCAGCCGAAUUCCAAAUGCCAACGCGGUUGUACCAAUUGAAAAAGGUGGAGCUGAGACAACAUCCCUUCGAUUCAUGACCUGCACUAUUCAAGAAGCUAUGAAAAAUAUAAGGAAGAUUUCCCACACCACAAAAUCUGCCUUGAUAACUUUAGAAAUAGUGGCUCAUACAUGA